AGAGCUCUUCAGCGCCUACUUGCGAAGCGCCGGCUGCUUAAGGAGCGCCUGCGCUCCCUUUCGCCCUCUUUCCUCCUCCUCCUGGGCGGGCCCCGGAUCCGCCUCCAGCCGCUGGCGGGGCCGAAAGGAACAUGGUGGCCGCUUCCUCCCUCGCCAGCAACAGCGACGUUACGGCUUGCUCGUGAGGCGGCGCCGGAGCGAGCCAGGCCGCGAGGGAGUCUCUGCGCCCGAGGCGACGACGGACGGGGAGUCCCGCGUCUGGCCAGCGCCGCCGGAAUCCCCCCAGCACAAUUAUGAUAGAGGAUAAAGGCCCAAGAGUGGUGGACUAUUUCGUAGUGGCCGGACUCACAGAUACGUCGACGCUUCUGGACCAAGAAGUAAAUCGCUCUGAAACAAAGUCGGUUGGCCCCAAAGCUCCCAUUACAGAUCUUGCUAUCAUCAUCAAGUCAGCGGGAGAAACCGUUCCCGAGGGAUACACCUGUGUCGAAGCAACCCCCACAGCACUUCAGGCCAACCUGAACUAUGGGAGUCUCAAAAGUCCGGAGCUCUUUCUGUGUUACAAGAGAAGCAGGGACAAGCCGCCUCUUACGGACAUUGGAGUUUUAUACGAAGGGAAGGAACGCUUGAUCCCGGGCUGUGAAGUGAUCCAGGCUACUCCCUACGGCCGUUGCGCGAAUGUCAACAACAGUUCGGCAAGUUCCCAGCGAAUCUUCAUCACCUUUCGGAGGGCUCCCCCCGUGCGACCCCAAAACUCCUUGGCCGUUACCGACAUCUGCGUCAUUGUAACCAGCAAAGGAGAAACCCCGCCUCAUACAUUCUGCAAAGUCGAUAAGAAUUUGAAUUGUGGCAUGUGGGGUUCCAGUGUAUACCUGUGUUACAAGAAGUCCGUUCCAGCUUCGAACUCCAUUGCAUACAAAGCUGGCUUGAUAUUCAGAUACCCAGAAGAUGACUAUGAGUCAUUCCCCUUAUCAGAAUCUGUACCUCUCUUCUGUCUUCCAAUGGGGGCCACCAUUGAAUGCUGGGACCCUCAAACCAAAUACCCGCUGCCUGUAUUCUCAACAUUUGUUCUGACUGCCUCAAGUGCAGAAAAGGUGUACGGUGCUGCUAUCCAGUUUUACGAGCCUUACUCGCGAGAGCUGCUGUCGGAAAAGCAGCACAUGCAGCUGGGCCUCCUGACAGCUGUCGAGAGAAAAGUGGUUACCUCAAAAUCCAUAAAUUCCAACAAGUGCAUCUGCCUUCUGUCACACUGGCCUUUCUUUGAAGCCUUCCGAAAAUUCCUCAUGUUCAUUUAUAAGCUUUCCGUGUCUGGACCGCAUCCUCUUCCCAUUGAAAAGCACAUAUCCCACUUUAUGCACAACAUACCUUUCCCUUCUCCCCAAAGACCAAGAAUUCUUGUGCAGCUCUCUGCUCAUGAUACGUUAAUACUGUCGCAACCGGUUGCUACGCCCUUGCCACUCAGUGGAGCAAACUUCAGCACUCUGCUCAUGAAUCUUGGACCAGAAAACUGUGCCACUUUACUCCUCUUUGUGCUGCUGGAGGGCAAGAUCCUGCUGCACUCUCUCCGACCAGCUGUGCUGACAGGAGUAGCGGAAGCAGUGGCAGCUAUGAUUUUCCCAUUUCAGUGGCAGUGUCCCUACAUCCCCCUCUGUCCUUUGUCUCUGGCAACGGUGCUCAGUGCUCCCGUCCCAUUCAUAGUUGGAGUUGACUCCCGAUACUUUGAUCUGUAUGACCCUCCACAAGAUGUGGUUUGCAUUGACUUAGAUACAAACAUGGUGUACAUAUCAGAUGAUAAGAAGAGCAUGAACUGGAAGCAGCUUCCUAAGAAACCAUGCAAAAGCCUGCUCAGCACCUUAAAGAAAUUGCAUCCACAACUGGCAUUAGUUCACAGAAAGACACAAGAAGGCUCUGCGGUCGAGAUGACCCCUAUAGAGGCAGACUUCUCGUGGCACAAAAAGAACACGCAAUUCGAAACGGAGAUUCAGGAAGCCUUUCUACGCUUCAUGGCAUCUAUUUUAAAAGGGUACAGGACGUUUCUUAAACCGAUCACCCAGGCACCUUCAAAUAAAGCUACUGCUACAGAUUCCUUGUUUGACAAUCAAGGGUUUUUAAAAAGUAGGGAUCGUGCCUACACAAAAUUCUACACGGUUUUAACAAAGACGCAGAUAUUUAGCAGCUUCAUUGUAGAAUGCAGUUUUGUGAGUGACAAAGAUACUGGACUGGCAUUCUUUGACGACUGCGUAGAAAAGCUUUUUCCAGAGAAAGGAUCAGAAAAAGGAGAAAAGGUUGAUACGGAUUCUACAGAGGAUACCCGACUGAUUGAACUGGAUGAGUCGCAGAAGAGUGAGCACACAGUGUUUAUCAUGCCACCUGAGCCUCCCCCUGAUGACGGACAGGAUAGGAUACCUAAAUACAGCUAUAAAACCUUCCCCAGGCUAGACUUGAAGCUUUUUGACAGACCACAAGAGCUCAAGCUUUCCUUCAGCAGGCACUCAACUGGAGGAAACAUUUCCAAUAGUCCAGCACUUAUGGCAAAGAGGACAAAGCAGGAGAUAAAAGCAGCUCAUAAGCUUGCCAAGAAAUACUACGCAAAUGCUUCCCAGUGGGCCAAGUGUCUCUUCAGCCAUUGCUACAGCUUAUGGUUCAUUUGUCUCCCAGCUUAUGUUAGGGUUUCCCACCCCAAAGUCAGAGCCCUGCAGCAGGCAUACGACGUUCUUAUCAAAAUGAGGAAAACUGAUGUGGAACCACUAGAUGAAGUGUGCUAUAGGGUUGUGAUGCUGCUCUGUGGACUUUGGGGCCAUCCUGUUCUGGCUGUGAGGGCCCUCUUUGAAAUGAAAAUUGCUGGCAUAGCACCCAAUGCCAUCACAUAUGGGUACUACAACAAGGCAGUUUUGGAGAGCCCAUGGCCCAGCAGCAAUCGCAGUGGUAUAUUUCUCUGGACGAAGUUGCGAAAUGUGGUGCUCAGCAUGGCACAAUUUAGGCAAUGUCUCAGAAAGUCAACACAGUGUUCACAGGCUAUUUCAAUACCAGCUCCUCAGAUGCACACGGGUGGAAGUGAUGGGGACACGGUGAGCCAUGAUAGUGUGACUAGUUCUAAUGAUGCUAACAGUGGGGAGCACACCUUCUUCGUCAGAGACUUAGUCAGGCUUGAUUCCAUUGCUAAUCACUCUAGCACAGGUGCUCAGUCCGAUCAGGGUUACGGUUCUAAAGAUGAACUUGUAAAGGAUGAUGCAGACAGUCUUCAUACAACAGAUACGCUUGUAGAAAAAGCACUUGUUGCCAAAGGCGAUGACUUAAUUGGAGAAUUUUGUGUUGCUGGUGAAUCUGUUGAAAAGCCACAUCAUCAUGCAGAACCACACAGUCCGGUUGAAGUAUCUUUGCACCCGUCAAGCAGCAUCGUCAAGAUUCCCUCUUGUGUUUUUGAUAGCACCGGCAGGAAGAGCAGCAGCGGAACGGGAUCCAGUCCUCUUUUCAUAGCUCAGGAUACCAUUGAAGAUUCCGUGUUUGACAGCAACACUUCUCCCAAAAGAACCAGCGAAAAAGGGAAUAAAAAGCAAAAGCUUUUUUCAGAAAGGAGCUGCAGCUUCAGCUCCGAAAGCAGGGCAGGCAUGUUGCGGAAGAAAAGCAGCCUGGAUUUGAAUACCAGUGACGUAGCCAUCAUGAUGGGCGCGGAUGCAAAGAUUCUUACGGCGGCUCUGUCCGGGACCAAAACAUCACCGCCGCCCCACGUGAGCAAACCCCACAGCUUUGACACCGCAGGUGGCGGGCUGUUCUUCUCUGCCACAGACACGACUAGGACCCGUGCGAGCGAAAAUAUUUGGGAAGCAGAGUCUAGGUCAUCCCCUGUUCUGGAGGAGCCUGAGGAAGGGCAGGAACAGCUUGAAAACGGGCACGACGACCGCACCACCAAAGCGGAGAUCGCCAGCCCUAAACCUCUUGAAACCGCGCAGCCCCAAACGGAGCAGGCGGAACCCAAAGACGCAGCGAACAAGAGAAGUAGUUUAUAUGGCAUGGCCAAGCCUGUUGAGCGAGAGGACGUUCAGGUGGGCCUGGACCCUUUGUCUUUGCUGGCAACCGAGACCGCAGAGCCCAAACCCGCUGAAGAGGAGGAAAAGUUGAUGUCGCCGGUCGUGGCGCGCAACCUGGCCGACGAGAUCGAAAGCUACAUGAACCUGAAAAGUCCCCUUGGCAGCAAAUCUUCCAGCAUGGAGCUCCACAGGCCGGACAGCGUGGGCCAAGAGGCAGCCUCCCCAUCUCUCCUAGGCCCUUCUCUCGAGAGGAGGUCGAGCUUGCCCUCCGAUUCCGCUCCGCCAGCCCAGGUUCCGAACGCGAGCCGGAAGAGCCCCGCCGUCUCCAGGUCCAAAACGUUCACCGGGAGACCCAAACAACUGGCCCUUUCGCGUAGCCAAAAAGAACGGUCGACAUCUUUGACGGGCUUGGGCAAAACUUCGCCGCAGGCUUCGUUGGGCGCGGUCGUCACAACUCUGUCUGGUCUGAAGCUAGACCACAUAUUAUCGGGACCUAAAAUGGACGUCCUGAAGUCUGGAAUGAAACAAGCAGCUCAUGUCGCCAGCAAAGUGUGGGGUGCUGUGUCCUCAGCAUACAGCUAUUCAGACGAUGAGGAAGAAACCAGCCGACCUGACUUCACCUUUGCUGCUGGCUUUGAAGAUCAUAUUCUAGGUGUCAAUCAGCCGCCCAAAAUGGGAAUCGCAGGGCUUGCCACCAGUGAACUUGCCCAGAGCACCACCAGUCUUGGAAGCAGCAACAGCAGUGGCGAUGUAGGGAGACAGCAUUUCCAAGCAGGUGAAGUUCAGAUUCCAAGAAGUAUGAAAGGUCUGGAUUCAGAAAAGUCAGAACAUGGCUCUUCCCACAACACCAGUUUGUCCAGCAUCUUCCAAAAUUGUGCCAUGGAGGUCUUAAUGUCAAGUUGUUCUCAGUGUCGUGUAUGUGGAGCUCUAGUUUACGACGAAGAAAUCAUGGCGGGAUGGACUGCGGAUGACUCUAAUCUGAAUACUACAUGCCCAUUUUGCAAAAGCACUUUCUUACCUCUUCUUAAUGUGGAAUUUAAAGACCUGCGUGGUCUUGCAAGCUUGCUUUUGAAACCGAGUACCUCUGGCGAUAGUUUGCACAGCAGCAACAUUCCAUUAACCACGGAUUCUCUGGAGCCAAAGGCUGUUUCAAGCCCUGCUACUGAUCUGAUCAGUUUUGCUGAAUCUUCAGAUAUGAACCAGACCAUCGCUGAAGAAAACAGCACCGCAGCGAAGCAAAGCACUGGCGUCACAGGAGGAGGGGACAGGGACCUCAACCCCCCCAGGCCCUCUGCUACAAGCAACGCCUCGCAACGAGGAGGUUCUCUGACUCGGAGCCAUAGCGUUGGUGGUCCGCUGCAAAAUAUUGAUCUCUUGCAAAGGCCGGCUCAUGGCAUCUCAACCGUCAGCCUUCCCAACAGCUUGCAAGAGGCUGUGGAUCCCUUAGCCAAAAGGGCCAAUCCUUUACCUGUGUCUGUCCCGUAUUUGAGCCCCUUGGUACUAAGGAAAGAGCUGGAAUCUUUGUUGGAGAAUGAGGGAGAACAAGUGAUUCACACCUCCACGUUCAUCAAUCAACACCCCAUCAUUUUCUGGAACCUGGUGUGGUAUUUCCGACGCCUGGACCUCCCAAGCAACUUGCCAGGACUCAUUCUAACAUCAGAGCACUGCAAUGAAGGCGUGCAGCUUCCUCUGUCAAAUUUGUCUCAAGACAGCAAGCUAGUGUUUAUCCAACUUCUGUGGGACAAUAUCAAUCUUCACCAAGAGCCUGGGGAACCUCUGUACCUAUCUUGGAGAAACUUCAAUUCUACAGAAAAGAAAGCUUCUGCAGUUUCAGAAGAACAACAAGCAACAAUCGCUUUAGCUGAGAACAUCAAACUGAGUAUUCAGCACAAUGAUGUUGUGAAACCCAUCAAUCUUCUCGUGCAGAAAACUAAGCAAGAUAGGAAACGACAAAGGAGCUUUUACAGAGAAAUUCUUUUCCUGUCCCUGGUCUCACUUGGGAGAGAGAAUAUUGACAUAGAGGCCUUUGACAAUGAGUACAGAGCUGCCUAUAAAAGCCUUCCAGCCGAGGUGCUUGAAAAGAUGCAGAAGAUCGACGCCCCGCCCAGUGUCAGCGUUGAGUGGUGCAGGAAAUACUUUGGGGCGCCCGUCAUAUAAACUCCGCAAAGACGAUGCCAUGUAGCAGCUCCACAAACAGAGAGCAGAGGAAAGGGACAAAAUGGUGAAUGUGUUGAUUUGGAUUCAGCUACAGCUGUUGGCGUCCAAUUCAGGAAUACAUGUAGCACUCUCUUCUGUGACAGACCGAUGUCUAUACCAGCCCCAAGAAUUAAGUGCAAAUACGCUAGUGCAAAGUCAUUGGCUUUUGAAUUGACAGUUUAACCUUCCUGUGCGUCAUUGUUUAGAACGACAACGGAGACUGGCGUUUUAAUUGGUGUCUUGCUUUUUAAAACUUGAAAUGUUGGAAUGUUUUAUUUGUCUUCUAGCCCAAGAGCACACUGGUUUCUUUAUGAAUGGAUCCAUCAGUUUAAAAGAGAGAUCUCUACUUGCUGCAUGUAUAUGUACAUUUUGUACAUUUUGAAUUGUAAUUCUUUUCCCUUGGGUCAGAAGACCAAACUGUAGCUUUAGUUUAAAUGCCCAUCUUCUUCUUGGAAAACAAUCACUGUCUUGGACUGUAGCAAGAAUAUAGCUGUUGUGGCUAUUGUAAAGCAUAGUAUUUUUCUCAUUUUUAUAGAAUAACUACUUUAAAUAAUUCUCAAACUGUACAUACAAUGUUCUCCCCACAAUGAUGGGUUCCUACCCUGAGUGGCUUUGAAGGCAGUUGCCUCUCUAUAAAGGAAAGUGGGAGUAAAUGAAUCUAGGGUACAUAUAUGGGUGGGGGAAAUUGACCACAUAUACCUGUCUUAGCAUUUGUGUAAAAGAAAGUAUAUAAUAUGUAUUUUGGGGCAAAGCUUGAAGCUGUCAGGUGCCUCAUUCCUUGCUCAUCUUUUUAACCUGUGGGACAUUUUCUUUGCACUGUCCAAUUUAAAUACUUCUAUAUUAAAAUGUAUUUAUACUCACACACUUGAACAUAUAUGUUUACCAGGAGUGUAAAGGCUAAUUUUUAAUCUUAACUUUUUAAAUAUCUCUGGUUAAUUACCAGUUUGUUGCAGAGAGAGGGGGAGAAUGCUUGCAUUCACAGCUGUCUUUUGACGGUCACAUGGAUGUUUUCUGAAACAUUUAAUGACAGUUAAGAGAGAUGGCUAUCCUCCUCCUCUUCACUUCAGAUGAUGUCAUGGUAUCUGAGCAUCUGCAUUAACUACUUUUAUGAAGCAAGUCCAUUAAGAGGGAUUGUGGAUAAUGACAAAAAAGUACACACAUAUUCUUGAUCCUGCGGGUUUUCUGCCCCUUGUAAUCUUUCAUACUGCACUAGCGCUAAGCUAGAACAGAGCAUGGCAGGAUUGUGACUAUUCCAGUAACAGCAAGAAUUUUGCACUUGUCAGAAUAGUUUGGCACUUUAGACUAGAUUCUCUCUUAGUGUUCACACUAAACCACAUUUCAAAAUAUAUUGCUGGAAAUGUUUUAAAUGUGAAAGCCGUCCCUUGAAAGAGCACAGUAGGCAGAGAGUGUCUCCCUUAUACUUUUCCUCCCCCCCCCGCCACCACUAUUUUUCUGAAAUUGCGGGGGACUAGUAUAUUAAGGUUGCUUGUAGGAUGUCUGUUUUAGCCCCCCUUUGUCCCUUUCUCAAAUACAAUGCAUUUUUUCAUUUACAAAUGAUUAUUAUAAAUAAAAAACCUUACGAAACACCUUUUAUGGUAUGUUCACAUUUCCAUUGUAAAUUAAUGUUAUGUAUGAAAGAUUGCACUUGGAACCUUUCUUGUUUUGUUUAUGCAGGCUGUUUCUUACCAUUUCAGUUUUGCCGUUUCUGAAUUACAUCUUACUGCAAAUCAGCAGGAACAAUUUGGGCUAUUGAUACUAUGCAGAAAAAAAUUGGCAUUUUAGCUAGUGGUAAUUCUUUUGCUGUAACAAAUAGCAUUUAGGGUAAAGCAAGUCACAUUUUAAAAACCUUUCACUGUGUUUGAACUGUUGGCAUUGCACUUCUGUUUUAAUGCAGAACAGAGGAUAAGCACCAAAGACUUAAGUUCUUGCAUUAUUACUCCAGCAAAUUUGAGAAACCUAAUUUCCUGAAAGCAGAUGUUGGAGUGAAGGCAGCAUAGACUCUUCCCAUGUGGUCGAGCUGCUAAUGUUACUCUAGCUAACCAGUGAAGUAACACAAAUGCUAGCUUCAAUUUAGUGCAUUUAAUGCCGUAUUUUGGACCCAUAACAAAGCUGUCAUCUGCUUUUUUAAAAGUGCCAUCGUUUUCCUUUCAACUGUCCGUAAAUUCUGGGACUGUGUGGUAUAGUUCUCUAUAAAUUUUAUUUCACUGGGGGCUAAUUUGGUCUAAGCGAGUUUUUUUAAAUGCAAGCUAUUAAUUUGGCUUCUGAUAACAUGUUAAUUGCGAGUGCACUUUAGAAAACCAUCAAAGCAGUUGACAAAGAGGUAAAGACCAAUAACAUGGCUGCUUAGGGAAAAAGUACUAUGUGUGGCAGUUUGAGUAAUAAGGUAGUAGAAAGGAUCUUCAGAAGCGCAAGGCUUUUGCAGAAUUUAUAUCACUUACUGGCUGAUCCUAUGCAAGUUCACAGAGAAGUCCCAUAGAGUUCAAUGAAAUUUACAGCCCAAAUAAGUUUGCCUAAGGAAAGCUAGCGCCACGUGUACAGUUUGGCUCUAUGAAACAUACAUAUUAACCAUGCAUAACUUUAACAUGAAGUUGAAUUUUAAGGGGGCAAAUGUCUUGGAAGUAAAUGUCUCAGCAGCUUAUCCACUAUACAUCAUUACUGGGAGUUAAUUGUAGCAAAUUAAUUAUAGUGCAAGCGUCAUGAAACCCCUGUUCAGUUUAAGUCUCUUUUAUAGAAUAAUGAAAACUAACAGAAUAACCACAAAGUUUAGUUGUUUUUAUAUCCAUUUUCCCCAUCCAAUUUUUUUUAAAAAAGAUGUACUUAGGUAUGGAAAUAGAUGAACAGUUAGGACUUCAGGCAUAUUACUCAUAGGGCUAGUUAUUUGUGCUGACCAAACCAAGUGAAAUGCUACAUAUUCAAUAUAAAAUUAGGUCCUCUCUCUGUUACAACUAAUAUGGGAUGUUUCUAAAACACUAAAAUCUUACACCUGGUUUGGGGAAUUAAAUCAAAUCAAAGCAAGCCAGCCUACAAUUUUAACUUUUGGGUACUUUUAAGUUCCUUUUUAUUCCAGCGCAAAAGCUGUGAAAUGUAAAAAGAUACCAUGCUUUUCAACAACCUGUGGCAGCGUAGAAACACUUAGCUACAUCUGAAAACCCUUUUAAGCUCCUUUCUGUAUUCUGGCGGUGACCAGCAUAGGUGCGUCCAGUUGGCUUGUAAUUGCUGACACGUGGGGUCCGGAAAAGAGAAGGGAGCAGGGGGUCCUUAUACAUGCUCUGCCGCUGCACAGAGGGGUCAGGAAUAGAACCCUGCAAGACGGGGUCACCGGCUGCAUCCAACUUUUAUAGUGUUUUAGAGCAUUCCCUACAUUAAACUAGGAGAGGAGUUUGCUACAGUUCUGUUCCUAUUCUGCCACAUUCACUGUGCUGCAUGUUAGGGGGUUGGGAAACAGACCUUAAAACACCUAGAAUCCUGCAGAGUACAAGUAUAAAAAGGGAUUGUUUUGUCUUUAACAUUAAAAGUGACAUUGCUUUGAGGUCAAAUUUUAUAUUUUCAUGAUAAAGGUGGGAAGGUUUCAAUUACUAAUACAAUCAUGUACUGGUUUCAGAAUUUGAAUGUCAUCAAUUCACUGUGCUUUGAGCUACCUGGUAUCUUAAUAUUUUUGUUAAUAAGUUUGUUUCUUAUUGACUCUUUUGCAUAGGUACCCUGGGUGAUUUAGAAACCACUUGUUAAAUGUUAUAUCAAAAAUAAAAGUGUACAAAUGUC
Molecule: messenger RNA, 9980 nt
Organism: Podarcis raffonei (Aeolian wall lizard)
Lineage: Eukaryota; Metazoa; Chordata; Lepidosauria; Squamata; Lacertidae
Gene: DENND4C
Product: DENN domain containing 4C
Exons: 33
Coding region: 294-6182 (1962 amino acids)
Biological process (GO): regulation of Rab protein signal transduction
Cellular component (GO): cytoplasmic vesicle
Molecular function (GO): protein binding
Source: RefSeq, a predicted model, not a curated record